GGCAAAAACGUGGGUUCAGAGCGGCGGUGAUGGCAGGAGGUUCGGACGGGAGUGGAAGUAAAAGCAGCACCGAGAUGGAGCGCGAGGAUCCAGAGAUGGAGCGCGAGGCAGAAGAUGAGCGCGCGGACGAGGAGGACGAGCGCAGGCGCGUGAGGCUCGUCGAGGCCAUCUCCGCGCUCCGCGGCGGCAGGAAGAAGCCGCUGGGGGAGAGGUCCGAGGCGGCCGUGCGCAUGUCCGAGUUCGCCGUGACCGCGGAGGGGGAGCGCCAAAAGGUGCAGCUCUCUGACCUCAUCGGGGGGGCGAAGGACGGCCCCGCGGUUCCGACCCAGACCCGGAAGCAGCUGCAGAACCUGCGCCGCAGCCAGAAGACGGUGGAGCAGCCGCUCAGCAGGCAGGAGAGCGAGCGCGUGCAGAGGGACCUGGCCUUCCAGAAGGCCGCCGUGCACGUGAGCCGCUGGAAGAGCGUGGUGAUCCAGAACCGCAAGGCGGAGCAGCUGGUCUUCCCGCAGAACCAGGAGCCGGCGGGACCCAAACCGCUGGAGAAGGUGGUGAGCGGCUGGAAGGCGCAGACUCCUCUGGAGCAGGAGGUCUUCAACCUGCUGUCCGCCAACAAGCAGCCGAUCCACGACCCGGUUCUGACCCCGGCAGAGGAGGCCUCGCUCCGGGCCAUGAGCCUGGAGGAGGCCCAGAUCCGGAGAGCCGAGCUGCAGAAGGUCCGGGCCCUGCAGUCCUACUAUGAGGCCAAGGCCCGCAGAGAGAGGAAGAUCAAGAGCAAGAAGUACCACCGGGUCCAGAACAAGGCCCGGCGCCGAGAGUUCCUGAAGCAGUUCGAGCAGAUGGUGAAGACGGACCCGACCGGCGCUCUGGAGGAGCUCAACAAGAUGGAGCUGGCCCGCAUGAAGGAGAGGAUGUCCCUGAAGCACCAGAACAGCGGGAAGUGGGCCCGGGCCAAAGCCGUCAUGGCCAAGUACGACCAGGGGGCCCGGCGGGCCAUGCAGCAGCAGCUGGAGCUGAACAAAGACCUGACCCAGAAGGUGAGGAGCGCGCUCAGCACACAGGAGGAGCAGGAGGAGGACGCAGCCUCCGAGCCAGAACUCCUGCCGGACUUUGUCAACGACGCAGAACCGGGUCAGGUCUCCUCCAACCCCUGGAUGAGAGGAGAGCUGUCUGCAGAACCUGCAGAACCCCAGAGGAGCGAGCAGGAGGAGGCUGGUCCUGCGGAGGAGGAGGAGGAAGAGGAGGAGAAGGAGGUGGAUGAGGAGGAGGAGCUUCUUAGAGAGUUUGAGAGCAGGAGAAAGCUUCGCCAGGAGGAGGAGCAGGAGGAGCCUGCUGGUGAGGAGGAGGAGGAGUCUGCAGAGGAGGAGGAGGGGCUUUCUGAGUUCAGGAGUCUCUUCAAAGGAGUUACAGAAGGGCUGAAGGAGGAGGCGGCGGCGCCGGCUAACUCCGCCCCACUUGAAGAAGGACUGAUGAGAAUCAGGACUGUCGAGGAUGUGGAGCUCCUCCCACCUGAGGAUACGGAGCUCCGCCCUCCUACGGAGGCUCCACAGCCACCCCCUAAAGAGGAGGCCCCGCCCUCAGGGAAGAAGGCAAGAAAAAAACGUAAAAGAGACAUCGAGCUAAAAGAAGUCCUCACCAAAAAGGCCAAAACCGUCACGGUGCCGCUCGCCCCGACCACGACUGACGCCGCAGACGGUUCUGAUGAGGAGCUGGACCAGCGGGGGCUCAUCAUGGAGGCCUUCGCCGGGGACGACGUCGUCGCAGACUUCCUCAAGGACAAGAGGAAACAGGAGGACGCCGCCAAGCCCAAGGUGGUGGACUUGACGCUGCCGGGCUGGGGGGAGUGGGGGGGGCAGGGCCUCAAGCCGUCCAGCCGAAAGCGCCAAAGGUUCCGGGUCAAAGUGGCGCCGGCUGAACCCCGGAAGGACCAGCGCCUGCCCGCCGUCAUCAUCUCCGAGCAGAGGAACAGCUCGCUCGGCGCUCACCAGGUCAGCUCCCUGCCCUUCCCCUUCGACAGCCACGCCCAGUUCGAGAGCACCGUGCGCACGCCGCUGGGCCGCACCUGGAACACCGAGCGCACCGUCAAGAAGCUCACCAAGCCCAAAGUUCUGACCCAGCUGGGCAGCAUCAUCGAGCCCAUGACCGAGGAGGAGCUGACCAAGAACAAGGAGAAGAAGGUGUUGGCCGAGGGGGCGGGGAAAGAGGACCCCCACAAGACCAAACGCCAGAAGAGGCGGGGCCGGAAGGACGGCCCUCCCAAAAAGACCAGACGGCCCACCAAGGGCAGAUGCUGACGCACAGCUGCUCUGAUGACAUCACCAGCUGAAACUCUUUAUGUAACUGAGCGGCGAUGGAACCAUCAGAACUUUCUGGAUCCAGAACCUGCCUGAGGUUCUGGAGCUUGUUAAAUAAAGCUUUGAACUUCAA
Oryzias melastigma (Indian medaka) is the source of this 2424-nucleotide messenger RNA. RefSeq lists its product as uncharacterized. The transcript has a single exon. The record is from RefSeq and is a predicted model, not a curated record. Gene Ontology annotation, biological process: rRNA processing. NCBI's taxonomy places the organism in Eukaryota, Metazoa, Chordata, Actinopteri, Beloniformes, Adrianichthyidae. The coding region runs from base 30 to 2291 and encodes 753 amino acids. Gene Ontology annotation, cellular component: nucleolus; small-subunit processome.